Molecule: messenger RNA, 1101 nt
Organism: Closterium sp. Yama58-4
Lineage: Eukaryota; Viridiplantae; Streptophyta; Zygnematophyceae; Desmidiales; Closteriaceae
Source: the annotation of a GenBank genome assembly
AUGGCUGCCAAUGGGCAAGCCGACGCUCCUCUCAAAUCCAAGGAGUUCGAUUACUCUGCUCCUCCCCCCUUCACCCUGUCCGAUUUACGCAACGCCAUUCCGAAGCAUUGCUGGGUGAAAAACCCCUGGCGAUCGCUGUCGUACUUCGUUCGCGAUUUCGUUAUUGUUUUCACCCUCGGUGCCGUGGCGCUGUACUUUGAUUCAUGGACCCUGUGGCCUCUCUAUUGGUUCGCUCAGGGAACCAUGUUCUGGGCUCUCUUCGUCGUCGGCCACGACUGUGGUCAUGGAAGCUUUUCGGACAGCCGCAGUCUCAACGACAUCGUUGGCCAUCUCAGCCACGCGUUCAUCCUCGUGCCUUACCACGGGUGGAGGAUAAGCCAUCGCACACACCACGCUAACCACGGCCACGUCGAGAACGACGAGUCCUGGUAUCCGAUUACGAAGGAGGUUUACGAGCAAAUGGACCUUGGGUCCAAACUCGCGAGGUUCAAAUUUCCGUUUCCCCUCGUCGCCUUUCCGUUUUACCUGUGGUUGCGCACUCCAGGAAAGAAGGGAUCUCACUUCGACCCCAAGUGCGACCUGUUCACGGAGGCCGAAUACAACGACGUUGUCACCUCGGCAACGUGGUGGUGGGGAAUGGUCGCUCUGUUGGCCGCUCUUUCUGUCGCGUUCGGCCCCCUCGUCAUGUUCAAGCUCUACUUCAUGCCGUACUGGAUUAACGUGAUGUGGCUCGACUUGGUCACCUACCUUCAUCACCAUGGCUACGAUAAGAAGGUUCCCUGGUACAGGGGCAAGGAAUGGUCCUACCUGCGGGGAGGUCUGUCAACUAUUGACAGAGACUAUGGAAUCUUCAACAAGAUUCAUCAUGACAUUGGAACUCACGUGGUGCAUCAUCUGUUCCCCCAAAUCCCCCAUUACAACCUUACAGAAGCGACGGCGGCCAUCAAACCUAUUCUUGGAAACUACUAUCGUGAACCAGAGCCAUGCAAGGGCCCUUUCCCCUUCCAUCUUCUGGAGCCUUUGGUAAAGUCUUUUGGUGAGGACCACUUUGUGGCAUCUGAAGGAGAUAUCGUCUUCUACCAGAAGAGCCAUGAGCUGUAA